GUAUACACGAUGGAAAACACGCUGUCUAGCUACGGAUUAUUUGUGGAUACAUGGGACAGUAUAUAUCAGCUAUCUGGCAAAAGCGAUGUCAUAAUAUUUUGCUUAGGGUCAUGGUUGGCGGCUUUUGUAACAUAUUGGGUCGUUAGUAUACCACUACUGUGUAUGGAUUUGACGCACAGACCUAGAUUCAUUUACCAGUAUAAAAUGCAGAUGGAUAAACCGAUCGAAGUUGCUAAACUCAAGAAGUUAUUCAAGGUGGUACUUCUCAACCAACUGUUUUACGCCCCUCUGAUGAUGUGGAUGUACUACGUGAGCGCCAUGUGGCGUGGGUGCAGUAUCAGCAGUAGUGACUUGCCCAGCGGCGAAAGAAUACUUUAUGAUUUACUCGGUUGUCUGAUCUUUGCUGAAGUCACAUUUUACUACUCACACAGAUUCAUCGCCAACUAUGGAUCUACUGGAAUACUGGAUCGGUUACAUGGCACUGACGCCAUGUUUAGAGACAGUAUCGCCUUCAAGCGACACAAGAUACUGCUUGGAACAACCCCAAUGUCUAAGACAUACCCCGAUACUAAAACCUUUGCAGUAGACAAAUACAACUUUAAUAUCUUUAAGAAAUGA
Molecule: messenger RNA, 618 nt
Organism: Saccoglossus kowalevskii
Lineage: Eukaryota; Metazoa; Hemichordata; Enteropneusta; Harrimaniidae
Product: fatty acid hydroxylase domain-containing protein 2-like
Biological process (GO): lipid biosynthetic process
Molecular function (GO): iron ion binding; oxidoreductase activity
Source: RefSeq, a predicted model, not a curated record